AUGCCAAGUAUUUUUAUUCUUUUUAAUUUAUUUAUUUUAUUAACUCCCUUGUUGGAUGCUCACGCCAGGUACCUUGACUCUUGCAAAAAGCAUGAGGUGCAACCCAAUUCAGCAGUUUUAGCAUGGUUUACUCAGGCCAAAAUUCAGAGCUCCCACAAUGAGAAGUGUAGAAUAACAAUGUCGCUAGAUCAGCUAAAGGAUGCCGAUAUUUUGCCUCUAACCAACGUACUUAUGUCAAGUGACUCUGCUGAUAUUGAUGCUGUUGAUAUAUUUCUGGAAUUCUAUAGUGACUUGGCUAAAGAAAAUGUUAUGGCUUUGAUACAUGCUGUCAAUCAAAAGCUUCAAGUUGUUGAUCUCCAGGAUUUGUCGUUGGGGAACGAAUUUCUAGGGGAUCUCUUCCAGGGUUGCUUGGCUUGCCAGGUCUUCAACUUGAGGUCUACUCAUAUCCAGAAACUCAACAUCGUUGGAAGCUUUUUGCGGCUGCACACCCUCAAUCUGGACUUUUGUACUUCACUUGCUAGUUUGCACAAGGACUGUUUUUCUUGCAUGCCAAAUUUGAUGCGUCUCUCAAUGUGUGAGACAAGAAUUGCAAAUCUCCUGACAACCGCUGGUGUUCUAUCAAAACUUCCUGCUUUGAUGGAAUUACGGUUCCAAAGUUGUUUGUGUUGCAAGGACACUGGGCCAUGUCCUGAUUUACAAAGACAGCACAACUUACAGAGUGAGGUUCAAGAAAAAGACGAGUCUCUUGUGAGUGACCUUAAGAAUGUCACUAUUACAUUAAAGUAUAUAACUCAUCAUCGUUCACCCCUAUGCUUUGAGAAACAUUACCGGGAUUACAUGAUUUCAUCACUCCCUGGUUUGGAAGUUUUGGAUAAUUUUCCUAUUAGAAAGAUGGAAAAGGAAUUGGCCAUGAUGACCUCUGCAAAAUACUAUGAAUAUUUGCCUUAUAAUAGACAGCUCAAAGAAAGUGUUGUUAGUGUUUUGCAUAAGCGUGAAAUGGGAACAAAUGGUAUACACUGCCAAAAACCAUUUAAGCCAAACCAGCUGCAUCCUUAUCGAAAUGGCCAGAAUUUUUUCUUAAGGUCCCUUUGCGCUGCCAAACUUGGGUCUUCAAUGUGGCCACUCUUACAUCCACUGUCUAACUUUAGCCACACAUUUAAAGCAGAGAAUAAGAAGCUUCGUCCAAGGCAAUUUGAGUACCAUCCAUCAAACCCUAGUCUUAUGGUAUUUGGAACCCUGGAUGGUGAAGUAGUUGUUCUCAACCAUGAAAAUGGGAAGAUUGUUGGUUAUGUCCCCUCCAUAGGAGCAAUGAGCAGUGUCUUGGGGCUUUGUUGGCUCAAUAAAAAUCCAUCCAAGCUUGUUGCUGGUUCAGAUAAUGGUUCCUUGAAGUUGCUAGACAUCAAUUAUAUGUCACCAGAAGUUUCAGACUCCUGUUGCAGCUCUAGUGUUGCAACUUUUGAUGAUUUCGAGCAAUUGACUUCUCUUCAUGUAAAUUCAACUGAUGACCAGCUUCUUGCUAGUGGGUACUCAAAAGGUGUUGCUCUAUAUGACAUAGCGAGUGGAAGACGUUUACAGUUGUUCACUAAUAUUCACCAAGAACCAAUCAAUGUUGCCAAAUUUGCCCACCAUUCCCCUUAUAUGUUUGCUACUUCAUCAUUUGACCAUGAUGUGAAGAUGUGGGAUUUGAGACAGAACCCAAUGCGGCCUUGCUAUACAGCUUCAAGCUCAAGAGGAAACGUGAUGGUUUGCUUUUCUCCUGACGACCUUUAUUUGCUUGUUUCAGCUGUUGACAAUGAGGUUAAGCAACUUUUGGCAGCAGAUGGGAGGCUCCACAUGAAUUUUGAGAUAGCUUCUACAGGAAGUUCUCAUAAUUAUACCCGUUCAUAUUACAUGAAUGGAAGGGACUAUAUUGUUAGUGGAAGUUGUGAUGAGGAUGUAGUUCGCAUCUGCUGUGCUCAAACUGGAAGGAGACUUAGGGAUGUUUAUUUGGAGGACAAGGAGUCAGGAAAUUCAAUAUUUGUGCAGUCCUUAAGGGGUGAUCCUUUCAGGCAUUUUCACAUGAGUAUAUUAGCAACCUCUACUCGUCCAAGCUCCAAGUGUGAGAUUAUAAAGGUCAAUUUACUUGGAUCAAGUUACUAUGCAGAAGAAUAUUCUUAUGGCCAAUGUUUACACCCUUCCUGCUGUCUGGGAGGCUGAUAAUAUGUUUGUGGUCUGUUGUGCUUAUCUGUGUUUGUAUCUGUGUAUAUGUGAGUGAGUUAUUAAAAAGAAAUAUCGCAG
Molecule: messenger RNA, 2277 nt
Organism: Prunus avium (sweet cherry)
Lineage: Eukaryota; Viridiplantae; Streptophyta; Magnoliopsida; Rosales; Rosaceae
Source: RefSeq, a predicted model, not a curated record